UCUUCACUAGAGGGAGAUUCAAACACUGUCGCAGAAAUGGAGGGGGAGAGGGAGAGGGAGAGGGAGAGUCAGAGUCAAUUGAUACUAAGUUGUAAUUUUAAAGAUUUAAGUUAUGAAAACGCUGUAGCAAAUAGCAAAGAAGAUUGUUCUCAACUUGAUUCUUCAAGCUGUCGAGAAAGUGAAAACAUAUCCAACGUGGCUGUUGCCACGCAAUGUACUGUCGACGAGAAAACGGGCUGUGAGCAACCUCCAAAACCAGAGUUAAUGAAAAGACUAUCUGGGUGGAUGGUACAUAAUAAUUCGAUGCCUGUUAGUGAAGGUUCAAAGGAAUUGGACAAUAAGGAAAACGGCACAGACUCUGUAGUAUCGGAGACAUCACGGGCGAUUGUGUCAAUUUGUCACAGUGAUUUGCUAAACGGUCAGACCGCUAACAUCCCAGACCACCCAAAUGAAGAUGGCCUAUCACCUCAAAGAGAAAGUCCGAAUUAUGAUUCCGAGGUCUUACGGAAAGCCAAGGAUGAAGGUGUGGUUGACGUGCUCUUCUCUGGAUAUGUCACGAAAGAAACUUGCUGCAAGUUUGUUUGUGAAAUCCUCAAGUGUGUACUCUACCAACGACAGCAGCUGCCAAUGACCUAUGAUCAACUGAAGUACCACCAAAAGCAGCAGCAGGCAUCUACACAGGAAGGAGACAUUGUGGGCUGGAGGCCACCGAGAGCUGCUGGGGGUCUGGACUGGAGGAAAUGCCAGCGCACGCUGCAGGACCUGGAUGAGUUGGUGGGCCAUAUGGAGGUGCUUUUCUCUCUGACAAUGGUUCCCCGCGUGCUGCUAGUUUUGGGGGGCUCUCUGGUUCUACCCAAAGAGCUGUAUGAGAUCAACAUGGAGGAGGUGGCUCUAAGCACUGGGGAUGCCUGCCUCCGCGCAUCUGUGUGCCUGCGGAAGAUCUUCCGCACUCUCUUCGUGGCUGAUAUCUUGACGGACGCGCGGCCCGUUCACCUUCUGACCACAACGCUCAUGGCGCUGGGGCACAGAGACUGUGGUGUGUCUGUGUUUAGACCCAAGUUGGAUUUCAAGAUGCCUACACGAGUAAAAAGACAAGUCAUCAAUAUAGCUUGUGAUGUAGAUGGAGUACCACAAUCAAACUCAAUAGACUGGGGGGACUAUGUGUGGUUUCAAGCACCCAUAACCAUCAAGGGGUUCUGCAAAUGAUAAUUCAACGAGAGAUGCCUCAAAUUGUAGUUAUAAGUUCUAACUUAAAAUGUCUGGAUUCUUCAUGGUGCUGGUUAGGGCUAGGAACAUAAUUAAGGGAAAAACAUAGAGAUACUCAGGAUCUUGUGUCUGUUCAGUUCCAUGACUUUUUUUUUUUUUUUUUUUUUUAUUAAAUUAAAUGCUAAAUGUAUUUUUUUUUAUCUCUAAACUUAAUUUCAGGACUUGUAGACUUUUUAGACAGUGUUUUAGAAUAGUACUGUCAUCUGAUAUGAGGAUAAGAUGAGCACAAAGCCUAUUCACUGUUUUAACCCUGUAUAUUUAGUCAUUUUACACAGGCUAAGGUUAAGAUAUACUUAUGUUUGCACCUUAAGACACAUUUAUACAGCUUAACCCUUUCAUGUCAACAAGGACUUUCUACCCUCAACUAUAAAGUUGUUGAUGGCUACAAAUGGAGACUAUUGUAUAUACCUCAAUAAACUGUCAGAUUGUAUAAUUAUAAGAUGGAAAUGUGGCAGAGUGCAUCUAAGUGCAUCUAAACUAGCAUGGUGGUAAAGACAGGUGCAAAAACUAAACUGUGGUUUGUCAUGCCUGAUUUUUCACAUCACUGUUCUUGAAGUUGCACCCAAGAUUAACACUUCUCUAAGGUCCCAGUGGUGACCUUUGAACUUGAGAUUUGUCCUGAGUUAUGUAACCUUGUUGUGACUCUAUAGAUUGUGUGUGUGUGUAUAUAUAUGUGUGUGUUUCAGUUAUGAAUUGUGUUAGUUUGAAAGUGGUGAUAGUCUUGCAUUAUUAAAGCAUCAGAGGACAAUUUCA
Alosa sapidissima (American shad) is the source of this 2019-nucleotide messenger RNA. Its product is annotated as MAD2L1 binding protein. Bases 37 to 1206 code for a protein of 389 amino acids. Lineage: Eukaryota; Metazoa; Chordata; Actinopteri; Clupeiformes; Clupeidae. Gene Ontology annotation, biological process: regulation of exit from mitosis. The transcript has 3 exons. The record is from RefSeq and is a predicted model, not a curated record. Gene Ontology annotation, cellular component: nucleus.